Cherax quadricarinatus is the source of this 1789-nucleotide messenger RNA. RefSeq names its product venom allergen 5. NCBI's taxonomy places the organism in Eukaryota, Metazoa, Arthropoda, Malacostraca, Decapoda, Parastacidae. The record is from RefSeq and is a predicted model, not a curated record. Gene Ontology annotation, cellular component: extracellular region.
CACGUAGGGUCAACAACAGCCUCGUCUGUGUCAAGUGGUGUCGGGUGGUUGAGGCUCUGUUCCCUGACAGUCUUUCUCUUGCCUGACAGUCUUGCUGUUCCCUGACAGUCUUGCUGUUGCAUGACACUUCACUAGUCGGACUCGAGCUCCGGGUACCACACGGGCUCAUCAUCGCUCAACUAAUUAUCACUGGAGCGUAGCGAGAUGAUGGGGACAGUGUGGUGGUGGAGUGCGGUGGUUAUGGUGUUGAUGGUGGUAGUGUGUGACAGUGACGGACGCACCACACAGCUGCUGAAGGAGAAAGAGAUCAUCCAGCAGAUCUCUCUCCUUGAUAGGCUGGUUGACGUCAUGCUCAAUGUUACUGGCUGUGCUGGGGCAAAGAAACCCAUACACGAGAAGAAGAAACAUAAACCCAAAGAAGGUGUGAAACCCACGGAGCCCUCUUCUGAAUGUGACUACUCUCAGCUGAGCCUCACCCACACCAUGCUCAAGCCUCAGGAGCCCACCUGUGAGAUUUACAACUCAGAGGUGACGGAGAAGGAGAAAGAGCAGAUCCUCAAUCUUCACAACACACUCAGAGCUCAGGUGGCGACGGGCCAGGAGAAGAGGGGAGCCCCAGGACCUCAGCCUCCUGCUGCUAACAUGCGUGAGAUAGUGUGGAACGAUGAGCUGGCUCAGGUGGCCCAGGCGUGGGCGUCUCAGUGCCCCCAGGGUCACGACUCAGCCAGGGACAGAAGGAUGUGCACCAGGGACUACCACGUCGGCCAGAACAUCCACUACUACUGGGGCUUCGACGAGGGACCUGAUUGGAAACGAGCGGUGUAUGAAUGGUAUGACGAGGUCGCUGACAUGCCCAGUUCCUUCGUCGCUUCCUUUCAGCUCCUGAAAAAGAAGAAAAUUGGUCAUUACACUCAAGUGGUGUGGGCUGAUACCAGCGAGGUGGGCUGCGGCAUUGUCCACUACGAGGUGGAGCUGCAGGGCAAACUCUACCCGGAGAGCAAGAUCUAUGUGUGUAACUAUGGUCAGGCUGGUAACGUGAAGGAGCGACCCAUCUAUGCUGAGGGUGCCGCUGGCUCCCAGUGCCCUGGUGCCGCCUCAUCUACCUACCCUGACCUCUGUAUCUAGGAUCCCCCAGGAUAGGUACUAACUAGUUUAUAGAAGCCUGUGUCCCCUCCCCCACCAUGUUGUCUAGGUUAGGUAAGAUUUGCCAGGAAACAGGACAAGUGUUUCCUAUCGCGGGUCUUUGUCAUGUGAUGACCUGCCGCUGAAGCUUUUAGCCAUCUGACCGAGACCUUCAACCGGCUUACCGGUCUACCCCAUUAAAAAUUAUGGUCAUGAUUGUAGUCUGUAGGAAACUGUGUGGUAAAAUUGUUUACGAGUUCACACACACACACAUACACAUGGGGUCAGGAGCUGUGAAUCGACCCCUGUAACCUCAUAUAGGUGAGUACCCUAAAAAAAAUUCCAAAUAAAAAACAUCAAACAAAAAAAAUGAAAAAUAUUAUUUUCAUUAUUUUUUAAGAUAUCUCAGUUUUACUAAAAAAAAUCGUGGUUAAUUUUAAAAAGCAUCACAUAAAAUUUCCCCGAGGCCCUGCAGGCACCCCAGUGAUUUAAAAAAAUAAAGAACAUGAAACUCUAACACUUUUGUACAAAUAUUUAAAGUAUGUGACAAUGUUGUUAGCAAGAAAUAAGAGGCACAGAGAGGAGCAGGAUCACCCACAAGCUGGUGGCUGUGGGGAGUGUGUGUGUGUGUGUGUGUGUGUGUGUGUGUGAGUGUGUGUGAGUGUGU